CUGGGCAUCCCGGCUUCCUGAGUAACCUCUGCGGCGGACCCACCGGCGCUCCGAGCCUCUCCCACGCUUCUCGCCGACUCCUCGGACCCCAGCAGCCCGGGAAGGAGGCCGCUUCAGGCCGGGAGCCCGCUCCGCAAGACGGACCUGCAACCCGGAAAGGCGGCGCGGCGGCGCCCGCAGCCAGCUCCUGCCGGGACGGGGCCCCCGCGGGCCGGUGCCGCGGGCAUGUCGGAGGCGCGCAAGGGGACGGACGAGUCGGACGAGAGCCAGUGCGACUCGGGCAUCGAGUCCCUGCGCUCCCUGCGCUCCCUGCCCGAGACCGCCCCGGCCUCCGCCUCCCGGCCCCCGGGCGGCGCAGGCCCCCAGCCCUGGACCCAUCCUCCGGGAACCGCCAAAGAGCCGCAGGACAAGGAAGACGCAGAUGGGGAGCGGGCUGACUCCACCUACGGCUCCUCGUCGCUCACCGAGCCUUUGACCUUUUGGGGGGGCCCUGAGGCCGAGAACCCACCCCCAGGCUCGCCGCUCCCCGCAGCUGGGCCGCUGAGCCCGCAGCAGCUGGAAGCGCUCACUUACAUCUCGGAGGACGGAGACACGCUGGUCCACCUGGCGGUGAUUCAUGAGGCCCCAGCUGUGCUGCUCUGUUGCCUGACUUUGCUGCCCCAGGAGGUCCUGGACAUUCAGAACAACCUUUACCAGACAGCACUGCACCUGGCUGUACAUCUGGACCAGCCAGGUACAGUCCAGGCCUUGGUGCUGAAAGGGGCCAGCCGCAUGCUACAGGACCGACAUGGUGACACAGCCCUGCAUGUGGCCUGCCAGCGCCAGCACCUAACCUGUGCCCGUUGCCUGCUGGAAGGACAGCCAGAGUCAGGCAGAGGACCACCUCACUCCCUGGACCUCCAGCUGCAAAAUUGGCAAGGUCUGGCCUGUCUCCACAUCGCCACUCUGCAGAGGAACCAGCCACUCAUGAAACUGCUUCUUGAAAAUGGAGCGGACAUUGAUGUGCAGGAGGGCACGAGUGGGAAGACUGCGCUGCACCUGGCUGUGGAGACUCAGGAGCGGAGUCUGGUACAGUUCCUGCUCCAGGCCGGGGCCCGGGUAGAUGCCCGUAUGCUCAAUGGGUGCACACCCCUGCACCUUGCUGCAGGCCGCGGCCUCAAGAGCAUCUCGUCCACCCUGCGAGAAGCAGGUGCCGACUCUCUGCUGAGGAACGUGGAGGACGAGACGCCCCAAGACCUGGCUGAGGAUGUGACGCCCCAGGACCUGGCUGAGGAUCCCUUUGCUCUUUUGCCCUUCGAUGACCUGAAGAUCUCUGGAAAGCCACUGAUGUGCGCCGACUGAAGCCAGGGCAGGGUCUGGGGCCCUGGAGGCUUCCCCGGAAGCUAGAGCCACAGUUGCUGCAGUUUGGGCCCAGGCAGCGUGCCCUCCCGGAGUCCUGGGGACGGCUGGGCCAGCACAGUCCUGAGCUGAGAGGAGGGAUCACAAGUGAGGGCGAGCCAGUCAGGAAAGAAGAGCUUCCCAGGUGGACGGAGAUUCUCGGAAGACCCCUCCCACCCCGAAGCCCCCGGUAUCCUGGGUGAAGACUGUUGACCUCUCUGGAAGAUGGCAGGGGCUCUUGUUCCCACCCACGCCGGGUCACCCUAAAACUGCCAACCAAUAGGAAAAUGAGGACUCUCCUGAGCGAGGGGAGAAACUGAAAUACGAGCAAGCAGAGCCCUCAGAGCUCCCAUCUCACUGCUAUUGAGAACUGUUGUUUAAAGACUUGACACUCAGAAGGCCCCAGACUGAGCCUUGGGGAAGGGGAAGUUUCAAAAACAUGACACUAAAACGGCAGAGACUUUAAAAA
Molecule: messenger RNA, 1846 nt
Organism: Myotis lucifugus (little brown bat)
Lineage: Eukaryota; Metazoa; Chordata; Mammalia; Chiroptera; Vespertilionidae
Gene: NFKBIE
Product: NFKB inhibitor epsilon
Exons: 6
Coding region: 226-1341 (371 amino acids)
Biological process (GO): signal transduction; cellular response to lipopolysaccharide
Cellular component (GO): cytosol
Molecular function (GO): protein binding
Source: RefSeq, a predicted model, not a curated record